This is a messenger RNA of Phycomyces blakesleeanus NRRL 1555(-), 414 nucleotides long. RefSeq lists its product as hypothetical. The record is from RefSeq and is a predicted model, not a curated record. The transcript is spliced from 5 exons. Lineage: Eukaryota; Fungi; Mucoromycota; Mucoromycetes; Mucorales; Phycomycetaceae. The coding region runs from base 1 to 414 and encodes 137 amino acids.
AUGUUAUUCGAAACCAUCAACUUUAAGAUAAGUACACAUGUUUGCAUCUUUCCUACCUUAUUCCCUUUCAAAGUGCGCCCAACUAUGAUCCACAUGUUGGAGCCACACCAGUCAUUAGAACUGGAGCUUACAACAAGACACGUUGGAAUUUGCGCGCCCAACUAUGAUCCACAUGUUGGAGCCACACCAGUCAUUAGAACUGGGGCUUACAACAAGACACGUUGGCUACCAGAUAUUACCUUUUUAAUUGUUAGCAUUAUUUCGUUUCUCCUCCAUAUGUACCGUCUACUGCUACAGCCAAGAUAUUGGCUUACACUGGUAUGGCCGACAUACGGCUUCUACUGCUACAUACACUACGGGAAAAAAUGGCGGUUUUUUGCUUUUGUGACUAUGUUUUCGGCCUAUAAUAAUUAA